Sturnus vulgaris (Common starling) is the source of this 2173-nucleotide messenger RNA. RefSeq names its product TRAF family member associated NFKB activator (gene TANK). The record is from RefSeq and is a predicted model, not a curated record. Gene Ontology annotation, biological process: negative regulation of canonical NF-kappaB signal transduction. NCBI's taxonomy places the organism in Eukaryota, Metazoa, Chordata, Aves, Passeriformes, Sturnidae.
GGCGCCCGGGCAGGAGCGAACGCCCUGUGCCGGGGGCGGCCGAGGGCUCCGUCAGGCGCUCGCUUCCAGUUUCCAAGAUGAUGGCAAUGUAACUUACAAAAUAUAGCAAUCGAAAAAUCUGUUUUGAAAGCAGAAAUAUGUAGAGAACUACUUGAGGUUGGAUGGCACCCGUGUUCUCAUCUCUCAUGAAUCUAUGAGAGGUCUGUUAACUUGAACAUCUUUCCAGUGAUGAACCAACAUUGGAAAUUAUGGACAAAAACAUUGGAGAGCAGCUUAACAAAGCUUAUGAAGCCUAUCGACAAGCAUGCAUGGAUAGGGACCAUGCUGUGAAAGAACUACAGCAAAAAACAGAAAACUACAUGCAGCAAAUACGUGAACAGCAGGAAAAGAUAGAGCUUCAAAACAGCAUUAUUGCAAAACUGAAAUCACAGUUGGCUGCUCUGAAUGCUAAUAGAGGCAAUGCGCAUCCUUACAUUCUGAUGCAUGAAGACGUUGAAACACCCAACUUACUUUUCAGCCAGCUCUCUGAAAAACUGAACAUAGCAAAGCAAAGAGAAAAACUCCUAAAGGAACAUUUAGACAGUGAGAGCAUGAAAUUGAAGCAACUUGAGGACAAAAGCAAUCAAAAGGAAAGGAAACUUUUAUCUAUUAUUUCCAAUCAAGAUGAUAAAAUAAGAAAUCUGGAAAGCAAAUUGCAAGAAUUAAAUGAAGCACAAAAGGGUACACAGAUGCCAACAUAUAAAAGGGAGGUGAAAAGUAAGAAAGUUGUUCCAGAUAUGCCUGAAUUAUCUCUAGGGAUCUCUGGUAUUUCACCUGAAAGAGAGAAUCUGGAGAGUAUUUUCCAGGACAUGAAAGAAGAGUGUCAUCGAAUAUGUAAGCUAGCCAGAGAACAAACAGACCAACUGAGUAUAUUUAAGAUAAAGCCAGAACCUGAAACUGAAAUACAGUUUUCCAUGCCGAUACAGUGCACUGAUAAAACUGAUGAACAAGCAGAAGAGCUUUUUAAGCCUCGGGUUAUAAAGGAUAUAAAUAGAGGUGCAUCAUGCAUCACAUCUAUCACACCAAGAGGAGUGGGCCAAGAUGAGGACAACAACUCUGUAGAAUCACUUUCUAAAUUUAAUGUCAAGUUUCCACCUACAGACAAUGACUCUGCUUUCUUGCAGAGCACUCAGGAAAAACCAACAGUUCCUUGUACUGGUAUAUCUGAAAACAUGCUUCAAGAUCAUCAUUUUAACCUGGAGCACAGAGACCGUGCUGUUAACCUCAGUAAAUUGGAACCUAACUCAUUUGAAGCUCAUGGCAUUGAUCUCAUGACCUCAGCUUUACAAAGCUUAACUACUGUUGACAAAACAAACCCCUCAGAUCAUGCAAAGAUGCCCAUAGAAAAUAUCUGUGACAAAUCAUGUUUAAAAACAACAGACAGUGGUUUCACAUUUGUACCUAAGCACACAAACCAGGGUGUACCUGAAGUAAUUUUUUCUUUAGAAGCUGCUGGAACAACCGUCAGAGGUCCUCAUCAGCCCAUUUGGCAGCCUCAAGACAAUGAUUUGCUGGCACAAGCAUAUGCAGACUCUGAACUGAAUCAGUGUGGAAUAUGUGAAUUCUGUCGAGAAGUUUUCCCACCAUCUCUAACAUCUAAGGAAGAUUUCCUUCGGCAUCUCAAUUCCCACUUUAAAGUACAGUCUUAAUAUUUGUUUGCAGGUGACAAAUUUCUGGACGAAUUAACACCUGCGUAAUUUUUAGAAAUGGAUUUUUCUGCAAUUAUUUUCUCUAUUUUAAACAUGUCAUGUUUGUGACGGGCUGUCAACAGAGUGUACUGUAAGGAACAGCAGUGUACAGUGCACGUCUGCGCCAUGACCUGGAGGAAGAGUUUGUUACUGUGGGAGCUCUGAGCCCUGCGGGUCCGCAGCGCUGAAGAGGCGGUGUUGGGCCCGGCCGCGCCGUGCGGGCUGUGAGGCGCCUCCCCGGAGAGCGCGGCCGGGGGUGGUGCCCGGGAGAGGCGCAGGUUCCAGCCUUGGGAGGAGAGAAGAGGGAUUCGCACAUCUCCAGCCAGCCCGACACACAGCACCGGCUCGUCCUCUCAACCGUGAAAUCCGAGCUCAGGAGCUCGCGUUAUUAAGAGAUGCGCAAACUGCGAAUCACCUUUGAAGAAAAUAAAGUCGUCUGUUUCUCC